Messenger RNA from Zingiber officinale, 1093 nucleotides. Its product is annotated as CASP-like protein 5B3. NCBI's taxonomy places the organism in Eukaryota, Viridiplantae, Streptophyta, Magnoliopsida, Zingiberales, Zingiberaceae. Bases 292 to 702 code for a protein of 136 amino acids. The transcript has 4 exons. The record is from RefSeq and is a predicted model, not a curated record. Gene Ontology annotation, cellular component: membrane.
UAUCCUGUCGGAAGUCGAACACUUGAUCCUGCAUCUCUCCCUUCCUCCGACAUCGCUCGCAGUGUCUUCGUCCCUUUUCGUGCAAAAAGAAUAACAGGAGGCAAGGGCAAUCAAUGACCAUUUCGAAUUCCCAGAAAGGAACAAAGGUCGGUAGGCAUUUCAGCUGGACGAAUAGAUUUGGGCGAUAAAAGAUGCGAGGAGUAAGGCGAUUGAUAGGGCUGAGCUCCGUUGCUUAGGUUUAGAUCCACUAGGAGUGUGGUGAGAAAAGAUCGAAGGUUGCUUGGCAGGGGGAUGAAGGUUGCGGUGGGAAGCCCUGGGACAUGGAGUGGGUUGCUGCUGAGGACCGGGCAAUGCGCCUUUGCAGGGACUUCCAUUGGGGUUAUGGUAUCCACAUUAGGGUUCUCCAACUACACCGCCUUCUGCUACUUAAUUGCUUCUAUGGGGCUGCAAGUUUUGUGGAGUUUUGGACUUGCAUGCCUUGAUGCAUAUGCCCUAAAGAUCAAAAGAGAUCUCCAUAACCCAGUUUUAGUUAGCUUAUUCGUUGUCGGUGACUGGGUAACAGCUACUUUAUCACUUGCAGCUGCUUGCUCCUCAGCUGGGGUCAUAGUCUUAUUUGCUAGAGAUGUGCACUUCUGCACAACAAUUCCUCAUUUUUCAUGUGGCAGCGAUGCUACCGAAGAGACUAAGGUGCUGCAGAAUUAGGGAGUGCUCUAGGUGAAGGAAAGUUUGAAUUUGAUGACAGAGGCUGACUGGAGUCGCCAGCAGCUAACCGGGCAUAAGGAGCUGAAAGCUUGUUCGUAGACACUAAACGCCCUACAUCAGGAGACUGCCUGCUUUUCUUGUAUCUGAUUAUUGCCCUGUAGGCUAAUGGAAGGAGACCCUCCAUUCUGAGUGAAUGAUGGAUGAACUCAACUGUUAAGGUAGAUGUUCAAGUGUUGCUUGGUUAUAGCAUUCUUUGAAGCAACGUUUGGCUGAGACAAAUUAAGUGAGAUUGCAUUUCAAAGGAUGUGGAGGUUGAGUGUGGAUGAUGAGUGGUUACUGAUCGCCUGUUAAAUAACAGAAAAUAAACAAUAUUAGUUCUGGAUGAAUUUAC